Molecule: messenger RNA, 1692 nt
Organism: Lentinula edodes (shiitake mushroom)
Lineage: Eukaryota; Fungi; Basidiomycota; Agaricomycetes; Agaricales; Omphalotaceae
Exons: 5
Coding region: 1-1692 (563 amino acids)
Source: RefSeq, a predicted model, not a curated record
AUGGAGAACUCGGAUGUUCUCACCGAUGUGGAGGUCAAUAAGGAUCCUCAAAAUUUGGAUUUGAGUGAAGACCUCGAUGAUUCAUCGACUUCGUUUCAACUACUCUCGGCCGUUCCAAGCUUUGGUGGAGCCAACCUAGACUGGCCGCUGCCAUUUCCUUUCACCACCUGGGAGGAAGCUUUAGGACUAAACAAUUUGCUUGAAUCCCAGCAGUUUCCGGAGCCUGAUUGGGAAGCGUUUGAGGCUUCUAUUGCCCAUGCAAACAGUAACGAAGUACUUCCUCAGAAUACAGCUCCAUCUCAACCAGAUCCAAUACUCUCAUUGUACCAUCAAGCAGACUGGUAUGCGGCCAUGGCUUCUCCGAUCGAUUGGAACGCUCUUCUGCCUCCUCGGGCUCAUGACACUGCUGCAAAUGGGGAUACGGCACAGAUAUCUUGUCUACCUGGUGGACCCUCUAUCGAUGAUGUUCAAGCGGAGUGCCCCUCCUCUACCGAUAUUAAGGUUGUCGGUAGUGCUUCGCAAUUCUCCUUGCCAACCUCUUCCGAGGAGGGUAAUGAAUGCUACGAUGAUAUCUCUUCUGGGGCCACAGAAACGACAUCGUUGGUUCAAUUGGCAGUUCCUGCUUCCACCACUCGAUUGGCACGUCUUGCUCCCCCCACUAAUAACACUGAACAACUAUUAUCGCAGUUUCCACAGGCAAUUCGGUCCUCAGAUUCCCAUUCUCAGCCUCAUCGCUCUUCACGUUCUCACAAGUCGAAACCAUAUGCCAUCUCUACUGAGCGUUCCAAAUCCCCAGACUCAGAAGUGGAGGUGAUAGAUACAGUGGUGGUGCAAGCGAAAGACUUUGAGGAUCUGUGUGGGCUAUGGAACAUCAACCCGAAGGAUCUCAAGUUUUUGAUUGAACGUGAUCAUCCUUGCUACGAUCGCUACAAGAACUAUUGCGCCAUGCGUGAUUUUCUAGUACCACUAGGAUUUACGAAGGAUAAAACGUGGAAAGCUCUUACAAGAAUGGGAGUCUACUACGCCAAAUCCGAGACUCAUCACUCUGAGUCCCUUGCAGAUAUCCUAAACCGUUGUAAAUGGAAAGAUCGAACUUGGGAUGAUAAGCGCCAAUAUUAUAGCUGGGCGGAAGAAGCACCAAACUACGUAUGGAACGAUGUAUACCCUAGAUCGGAUAUUUUGGAGGGAACAGAAUACAUCAAAGAUGGUGCAAACCUCUAUAACCAUUUUGUCCGAAUUAAAUUUGCUUUCGACAAGCCUGGUUAUUUCAAUCUCAACCUCCGGCCAAGGAAAAGUGGGGGCGACUACUAUGAGACUCGAACGGCAGAGUUGGCGCAAGAGAGCAUUAAAAGGUACCGCAAAUCCAUCGAUCGUUACAUCAUCAAGAGCCCAGGCUUCAGUCUUGUUAUAUCAGGGACCCAUCACUGUGGUUCCAUCUUCCAGUGCCCAAGCUUUAGUCUCAUCGUAUCAGGAACCCAUCACCGUCCAUCUCCCAGCACCCAAGCUUUAGUCUCAUCGUAUCAGGAACCCAUCGCUGUGGUUCCAUCUACCAGCGCCCAAGCUUUAGUCUCAUCGUAUCAGGAACCCAUCGCUGUGGUUCCAUCUACCAGCGCCCAAGCUUUAGUCUCAUCGUAUCAGGAACCCAUAGGCCAACAUUAUUCAAGAACCCACAUAGAUAUGGAAUCAUUCUGA